AUGUUUUUUGCAGCUAUUCGUAAUAGAAUUCAUUAUUAUUUUUUGUGUAGUACAAUACAUGGUUUGAAAUUUUUGGCUCAACCGAAGGGAUCUCUAUUUGAAUGGUGGUUAUGGGUAGCAAUUUGCGCAAUUUCGCUAAGCGGUUUGUGCUUAGUUUUCUCGGCGAGCAUCGUGUCGUUCACCCAGAAUGCUGUGAGCUUUACCGGGGACACAAAUUACAUAGAUUGGAACACGACGUUCCCCGCGGUCACGGUGUGCGAAGUCGUCAGCAGCGAAAAGCAAUGGGAUAUUAACGAAGAAGUCUAUGGAUCUGACAGAAACUCUUUGCUGGACGAAUAUUUUGCUGAUAUAUCAUUUUUUACCGGGAGUUGUUACAGUUGUCAAACUUCUUGUAAGGAUAUUGCUUGCCCAACUAAUUUUAGCGACAUAACGAAUUUGUACCGAGCGACCUGCAAUAAAAUGCUGCAAGAUUGUUCAUUCAAUGGAAAGAAAUUCGAUUGUUGUGAUAGAUUUCUUCCCGUGGAAACAGAAUUCGGUAUAUGUUAUUCUAUGAACUCUUUGCAUACUAGCGAUAAGGGCGCUCUAAUUUUGAGAAACAAUCGAUCCACCGGACCAGGUAAUUUAGACAUUACAAUUAAAGAAGAUGUGAAGAUUUAUUUGCAUCCACCAGAAGAUGUUGUCCAACAAAAUAGUGAACCAGAAAUUAAAGAUUUGCUAUUAUGGGGAUCAAAAUUGUUCAUACUAUUUAAGGUGACUGAAAUUUUAAAUGAUCAUGGACUAGAAAAAUUGGCAGUGUCUGAUCGUCAUUGUCGUUUUCCACACGAAGUUCCUGAAAACAUGAAAGCAUAUGAUUUUUAUAGUCAUUCAACUUGCAUAGUACAAUGUAAAAUUGAUGGUCAUUUAGAUAUUUGUAAUUGUACUCACCAUUUGAUGCCAAAAACAUAUGCUGAUCGGUAUUGCGAUUUGGACGGGUUGAUUUGCUUAUCCGAGAAUGAAGCAUUGUUCAGACACAUAAAAACCGAAGAUACCAAUAAACCGGGUCUCAAAUGUGAUUGCUUGCCAUCCUGUGAGGAACCGGAAUACACUUGGGUGCAUAGCCAGUCGAGUUUGAUCGAUGAUGCUAAUGGAACAUAUGUUACCUUGAGUAUGCAAUCUUUACCAACUCAAAAAUAUGUCAGAAAAGUAGCCAGAACAUAUAUGGAUUUAGUCGUUUCUUUAGGCAGUAGCAUGGGGUUGUUCUUCGGCGCUUCUCUAUUAAGUUUGGUUGAAUUAGCCUAUUUUUUAUGUUGUAGAAGAUGGCGACAUAUUUGCUCUUAA
Molecule: messenger RNA, 1317 nt
Organism: Ctenocephalides felis (cat flea)
Lineage: Eukaryota; Metazoa; Arthropoda; Insecta; Siphonaptera; Pulicidae
Exons: 11
Coding region: 1-1317 (438 amino acids)
Biological process (GO): sodium ion transmembrane transport
Cellular component (GO): membrane
Molecular function (GO): ligand-gated sodium channel activity
Source: RefSeq, a predicted model, not a curated record